UUCUCCCCAUCGUUAUGACAACCUAUAAAAACAGCCCGUCAUUGAUUGUUGACCCAACAAUAAAGAGCUACGACGCGCGAUUCUGAUAUUCGCUCAGUUGACAAGUUGCCAGACGCGAUUUACUGAUUCCUUGUGUUUUUAUCCAGAUUGUGUAUUGUUUGUAAUCGACGGUGAAAAUGGCGUGCACGGGGAGAACUAACAAGGAGCUGCAGAUGAAAGCGAAGAAAAAACUGCAGAGUACAGCUGAUCCAGUAGAAAAACUUCGACUAGCCUGUCUAUCUCGGGGUGCUACAGGUAUCAAAGGUCUUUCUAGAACAUUCAAAAUCAUGGACGAUGAUGAGAGUAGGAGUCUUGAUUUUAAAGAGUUCAAGAAAGGUAUCCAUGACUACGGGUUGACGGAAAUGUCUGAUGAAGAUAUUAAAAUGUGUUUUGAAACAUUUGACAAAGAUGGAAGUGGGAGUAUUGACUUUGACGAGUUCUUAGUAAACUUGAGGCCACCGAUGCCUAACUGCCGGAAAAAUUUAAUACACCGAGCAUUCCAGAAGUUGGACAGGACCGGAGAUGGGCUGAUCACAGUGGAGGAUCUGAAGGGAGUGUAUAACGUCUCAAAACACCCAAAAUAUCUCAACGGGGAGUGGACGGAAGACCAGUGUCUAAGGGUUUUCCUCGAUUCCUUUGACAGCAAUGACAAAGAUGGAAAGAUCACAAUGGAGGAGUUUGAGUUGUACUAUUCUGCAGUCAGUGCGUCCAUCGAUAAUAAUGCAUACUUUGACCUGAUGAUGAGAACAGCAUGGAAAUUAGACUAAUAUGAGAGAUUACCAACGAAGAGUUUCUUAAUUACUACUGCGGAGUUAGCGCAUCGGUAGACAAUGAUGCAUACUUUGAUCUCAUGAUGCGGAACGCCUACAAGCUUACAGACUAAAUACUUCUCUAGUACCCAUGUCACACAGGACCAACCAUCUUCCUGCCCGCCCAGCUUUGCAUUCUGCCAGCUUCAACACCUGCACUUACCAUGCUAUUUUUGUUUUUAUUACCUCCCUUGAAUAUUGUUUAUCUCCCUUUAAUACUUUCAGAACAUUUGUAUUCCAUAUUUGUCUUAUUCUGCCAAACCAUAUUGUCUGGAUAUUAAGAUUUUAAUAAAUUGAAUUGAUGCAGGUUUUAUGUUUUUAAAGUUAAUCUUAAAAACAUGUAUUAGUGAUGUCAUCAUGUUUUGGUUGGUAGUUUUAAUUUAUCACAUUGUGGAUGUAUUAGUUUGUUAGUCUGCAAUAUUUUAGUGUAGUUUCCAGCACUGUUAUGUGCAAAACAUGAUAUUGCUAUUUUUUUUAAUACAAAUUUUUAAUAUUCCAAAGAAAACUUUAAUAAGUUAAAUUUGUUUGCUCAAUUCUCAUAUCUGCUCAACUCGGCAGUUCAUGAGCAUUUUAAAAUCUACACCUUCAUUUUCCCCCUCAGUGCAAUCUCCGAUUGAUAAAGCCAAUUCAUUUGCUUUCUUGCUCUGUCUUACAAUCUUUAUACUUUAUUAAUUGCUUUCACACAAAAUACGAUCAUUUUUAUAUUACAUUUUUAAAUAUUGAUUUAUUGUUUACUUCUUGCCAUUUUGUACUUCUUGUUAAAGCAGAAAUGUUAUGGCUUCAUAUGAUAUUCAAGGCAUUGUAUUCAACAUGGAACCAGAUGUUUUCAACUUGUCUUGUAAGCAGUUAGAAUUGUAUAAAUGUGUGGUUUUUCCAAACAUUUUAUUUGUAUUUUAUUUACCUAUAUUGUAUAAGGGACAUUCUUACAUUCCAUUUGUUUGUGAGGGUAAUAAUUUUAGCAGUUUUGGAUUAAACAGUUGACAGUAAAAAUUUUUUAACUUACUUCAUUUUAAAAUGUUAGACCCUGAGUUUUUAAUCAUGACAAAGUGUUGUUUAUCAGUGUUAACUUACAAUAAGAUUGUUAUAUCCAGAAGUCUGAUAUUUUAAAAGAAUUUUAUUGUUAACAUUUUUAUCCCGAGAAUGAAUGUUGAUUCAAAAUGUUAUUUGGACUUUUUGGUGGCUGUUUUUGUUUUUGGGCCCUUAAGUAAUUUCAAGAAUUGUUAUUUCAUGUACUACAUACAUAAAACUCAAAGAAGACGUUCAGAUUAGUUCAAUAAUGUAUCUGAUCAUUAAUCAAGAGUCAGUUUUAUUGGAUAGCACCAUAGUAUCCAUGUGAUACAACUAGCAUAAUAGCAUCCAAGUGAUACAACUAGCAUAAUAGCAACUUGUGUCCAUCAACAAAAGUCCUGAUGAGACUGUUUCUGAUUGUUACAUCAUACAUACUAUACUGCUAGUUGUUCUUUAGUUUCCUCUUAAAGUAGAUACAUGCAUCAGCAAAGAGCCAAAAGCUAUACAGCAGAAAGCAACCAAAGAAUAAACUAUUCAUAUGCACUGUGCUUCCAAGGUGGUGGAAAAGCAAAACUAUUUGUGAUCUAUCUGACCAUUACACCACUAUUGUUUGGGUUAGCAUUAGAUUUAGGGUUAGGGUUAAUUUUGGAUUAGGAAAUUCUCUCCUUAUACAUUGUAUCAAUAUAAUGGGGGGAGGGGGUAACAGAUGGAAAUCUUUUCAAAAUAUGGACUUAUAUGGUGUCUGUAAAAAUAUUUUCCCCAUGGGAUUGGAUAUACGCAAUCUCCUUAGAAUAGGCUCAAAGUACAAUUAAAUGCCCAGUUCCUAAUGCAUAUUGCUUUUCAGCUUUAUAUAAGUAAAAAACAAAUAUUGCAGUCAGUGCCAGUUUUCUAUGACAGAUGACACUUUUUUUUCAUGUACACUUCUAUAUAAAUGUCUUCUUUUUAAAUGAAAAAACCCCUAAAAUAAUCUGUUGAUGUUUUUUUCUAACUUAAUAUUAAUCAUUGUAAUAUUCAUAACACAUCAGUUAUAUUACCGGUUUUAUUCAUAUAAGUACAUGCAUUUUAUAUUGUAACUGACUUGAUUUAUUGACAUUUAUUUAAUAUUUAGUUUUACAUGGCUCUUAAAUUAGGUAAUAAGACCACAAGUCGAGGGAUGGGGUGUCGAUGGAAAAUAUUUUCAUGACAGCUGAGUUAAGAUCUACAUGCUAGGGGGCAUGGAAUAAACAAAAUAUAAGAUACAUGUAUUAAAAUGAGGACUACGUUACUGAUGGGCAGGUGAUUUAUAUUACAACAGCAGGUAUUUGAGAAGUAGCAGACAUUAGACUCCAUGUAUGUAUAUAUUUAUUUAAUUUUGUACAUAAACAAUAGGUUGUAGGUAAAACAUACCGUAUAUGUAUUAUAGAAGUUUUCAUAUUUUACACUGGAAUUGUCCUCCUUUUUUUCAAUGGUUAUUUAUUAUGUGCAUGUAUGAUUUGAUUAAAUCAAACGGUGCUGGAAGUAUCGUGCUUAUACAUGUGCUCUAAUCAUUCCACAUUCUGCUCGGACAUAGACCAUUCUUAUUUGAUGAAACUUAUUAUCUUAGACUACUUGUAGUGUCUGAAUAUAUUCUGUAUGUUUUUCACAUUUUAACAAGUUUAUUCUAUUCACAUGUGUCCAGUUUGAAUUUGUUUUUGGUAAAACAUAUUCAAAAUAAUAUUGCUGUUUUUGUAUUGCUGUUUUUAAUGUGUAUCAAAAUUACCACAGUGGGUCAAAAGACACUUACCUUAAAUUUAUAACAUGAAAAUGGUUUAGACUUUAUCCUAGUUUAUCCUAGACUCGGGGAGGGGGGGGGGGGGGAAGAGUUUUAUGUUUAAAGCCUUUGGAGUUGGGAGCAGUUUUGGCAAAGAUAACCAAAAUGCCUCUGCUUUUGUUGAAGAUUUUGUCAUCUCCAGCUCGGUCAUCUCCAGCUAGAAUCGGAUGUAUCAAGUUUAUAGUCAUAGUUUGACUAAGUUUUAUUAUCGUAUUUUAUGUAAUUGCCAUUUUAGUCCUGUUUAUAAAAUACUGAAUUUUAUCUUUGUAAUAAAAUGUUUUUUCUAUUGUUA
Messenger RNA from Gigantopelta aegis, 3937 nucleotides. RefSeq names its product calcyphosin-like protein. NCBI's taxonomy places the organism in Eukaryota, Metazoa, Mollusca, Gastropoda, Neomphalida, Peltospiridae. The record is from RefSeq and is a predicted model, not a curated record. Gene Ontology annotation, molecular function: calcium ion binding. The transcript has 6 exons. Bases 177 to 806 code for a protein of 209 amino acids.